Messenger RNA from Linnemannia hyalina, 4098 nucleotides. NCBI's taxonomy places the organism in Eukaryota, Fungi, Mortierellomycota, Mortierellomycetes, Mortierellales, Mortierellaceae. The record is from the annotation of a GenBank genome assembly.
AUGGCGGCACUUGCCUCCAACAGAGACGAAGGAGGCGCACUAGGGUCCCUUGACGAGCACCAGCUUGCCGAGGACUCUCGCGAAACAAAUAGCAACCAUACCACUGAGCAUGCUGCGUCGUCGUCCGACACUGUGCAUGCGAAACGGAAGGUCCUCCUCCACGACCAUCACCCGCGCACACAGCCUCCUGCAAAGCGCCAAACCAGGGCAGCCCUCGCUUCAAACUCGUCAUCAUCUGCCCAAGCUCCGGCACCAAUAGCGCCAGCUCACACGCAGUCGGCAACUGUCGCGGCCUUGCAGGCUUAUGCGCUUGCCACAGCGUCGCGAUCAUAUGCCUCACAACCGUCAGCACAUACACACAUCGCGCCUGCACCGGUACCUGCAUCAGCAUCCCCACGGGCAGUUGCAUCAGUGAUUUCGCCACCAUCACCACCUAUACCAAAAACCAUCGCUGCAGCUCAAAAACCACCCGCAGUUUCCACUGCUCCGAUGUCAAUACCAGCAUCACAGCUUACACCUCAACCAACUCCAACAUCGUCCACCGCAGUGGUCCCAGCACAGAAACCACCCGCAAUCACGGCAAACAAGAGCCAGACGCGCCACCUACAGGAAGAGGAAGAGGACGACGACGAGGAUGAUGAAGAGGACGAUGACGAUGAGGUCGAUGAUAGUCUUCUGGGAUGGUGCCGCGGGAGACGCUACAAGGACAAGGAUUAUAUCACACCCCAGAAGGUACUGGCUUACGUAAAGUCCAUGAUCUCCCCGGGCUUCCAGCUAGACCGACUCAAUCCUCCACUUCACGUGCCUGCCCUUAACGGCGAGACUGAAAAGUACCUCCCGUCAUGGACUACAGUGCACAUGAACAUCUUGUCGAUUCAGGUCCUCUACAUGCGACAGUGCGAAAGAGACAAGACAGCCCCCGACGCGAACGUCAUUAACCAUGCGAAACUCAAGUCGCUGCUCUACGAUUAUCGCAAAAGGUCGGCGCCACACGACCCCACCUCAAAAUAUAUCCUAGAUCCGCGUCUGUUCCAGCCUCGAGUGGAAGGCUCCACCGGAUACAGUUCCAGUGUGCCCCAGCAACCUGGCAAUGACAUCGGGACACCACUGUCGCUUUCUCCUCCAAUCGAUCACAAAAACAUUGGUCAGGGCAAUGGCAACACCGCAUUCGUCAAUGGAAACGCCAACAGCAACGGUCACAGUGGCGGCAAUAGCACUCUUGGUCACCUCACACACAUCCCUAACGCUCAUGGACCCUAUAACCCACCGGACUCCAGUCCGCAAUACUGCAUGCACACUGCUCUGGCGACGAUGGAGAUGGAGAUGUUCAUGAGCUCUCUCCGCAACGAUGUCAUGGCGGCGGUCAACCAAUCAGUUGAACACAGCAGGGCUUCACAAACGGCGAUCGAGGAUCUUGGCGGCAGGAUGGACAAGAUGGAACAAUCGGCCCGCAAGUCAAUGAUGGAUAUCGCGGACACUGGAUUAUCAGAUAUGGAAUUGCGAGACUUGGAGCUGUAUUACAGGCGCCGCGCAACGCAGCUUCGACAAUCGCGACUGGAUCGGAAGAAGGGACAAGGCACAACAGGCAUGGGCACGAACACGAGCACGCAGAAGAAAACGGAUCGGCAGCUGCGAGAAGAGAGGGAAAGACGACAGGAGAUGCACCCACACCAGCACUCAAACUCGUACCCAUCACACCCAAGAAGAAGCCAGUCGGCCGAGUUUUACCACCCUGAUGGGCACUCUGAUGGAGACGAUGACAAUGAUGGAGAGGAGGAUCAGUUCUACGAUAUGCUUCCGGAAGAUGAGACACCUGCUGGCAACGGCUAUGCGUACCACUCGGAUGCAGACAUGGAAGGAGGUGACGGAUACGAGUCUGAAGUGAAGCCCAGCGUUGACAAGUCGACGAGAACCAAACUGGAAAAGACCAAGGUGGACAAGGUGACCAUGCUGAAUGAGGACGACUACGAUCUGUUGCCGAGGAAGAAUGCGACCAGGAGAAGCUUUACAGCUGGAUCAAAGGUCACGUCAGGCCAGCCGAAAUGUGACUUGUUCACGACCAAGGAGCUAAACUUUCUGGCGGACGACAUUGCGGGACAUUACAACCAGAUCGAGGAAAAGAAGACGGAGGAGAGCUUCAAGGAGGCAGAGUUGUUGCCCAGAAACGCGGGUCUGGUACAGCUUUGGAACGAGAUGUUUUCGGCAGUGGAGAAGCAGCCGUCGCUGUGGGGGAUGAACGUCUAUGCCAAUGGAUGGCAUCUGAAAUUGGAGAUGAAGGUUAAGCAACGGGUGGCGUUAAAGAAGAAGAUUAUUGCGUCUGUGCUGGCCAAGAUUCAGGCGGAAAUGGAGUAUGCUGCGAGUGCACGGAUUCCGGCCUCGAAGACUCCGAGUCUAAAGGAGAUGGUCAAGAACGCGCUGAUUGCUGUCGAGCUUGAGAUUAGGCGGGACGGAUCGAUCAACGCCUACCACGACCGCAUCAAGCGCCGAGAGCAAGAGCAACAACCUACGCGAGCCAUCAGUACCAAUCGUCUCCAGAGCCAGGAACAAGACCAAGACGGCUCCAGCAACGUCCAAAGGGCACUAAGGAUCCCCGAAAUCGUGAUCGAGAUAUGUCACCACCUCACAGUCUCAGACCUGACAUCCUGCCUCUUUGUCUGCAAGCUCUGGAACACAGUUGCUCAACACCAUCUUUGGCGGUCAGUCUUUAUCUACCAAAAGAGUGAAGAUUUCCUGGUCUCACUGCAGCCGGGUCAGCGGGAGGCGAUUCGACAGAACGCGCAGAGUAUCAAGACUUUGGGAUUGGUCCAGCAUGAGACGGUUUUAGUGGGGUGUGAGACUUGUACGCAGUUGGAGGAGGUUUAUUUCUUUGGACUGCUUGAUAAGAAUCAGGUUUCGGAGAGGGUGUUGAUGGCGGCCCACGCGGAGGAGGAUGAGGAUGUGCAGGAGGUGGUGGCAGUGGUGGAGGGAAGUGAAGAGGAAGAAGCAAUUGAGGACCAGAUAGAUGAGCCGUCAGCAUUGGAUCUCAUUGUUCAGAAUCCACGGCUUCAAAAGAUCCACCUUUUCGACAUUGAGGUCCUGGCACGGUUAUGGACUCCGACACGACUGCGACUUCUUCGACAACACCCCAAUCUCCGCUCGAUCACCAUGAUGUUCGCCAACUAUGUCUAUGACCUGUACAUUAUCCGGAAAAUUGUCGCGCAUUGUCCGGAUACGGUUCAGGAACUCAAGAUUACCACAUUCGGAGGUGCCAUUUUGCAGUCGAGUGCCGGCGAAGAAAGCAUGCAUGAUACGAUGGUUAACCAGUGGAGACCGUUGCCGCAGAUGCGAGAAUUGACGAUCGAGAUGUGUCUGUACCCAUGUGAGGCGACGGUGCUGCUGCCGCUGUUGAGGUGUUGUCCGAAUCUUAAGAGAUUGCGACUGAGUACGAUGUAUGUCGGGGAUAUGGAUGCGUUGAUGAGCGUCUUGAUGCAGGAAUCCCUUCGAGGGAGUGUCACACAGCUGGAAUUGCCCAACACGCUUCAGGAUCCGGAAUUUGCGGUCCAGUUCAUGGAGGGCUAUCGUGGGUUGAGGAGUUUGACGAUGAGGGUGUCGGUUGGGUAUGAGAGAGUUCUUGCAGGGAUGAUUCAGCAUCUGGGGUCGACAUUGGAGCAUAUCCGGUUGAUGGAGAGUACGGUGACUAUCAGUUCACAGCAGUAUGUGGCGGGGGUUGAUUCGAUCUUGGAAGGGUGCAGGCGGUUAAAGACGUUGAAGGUGGAUGCUUGGAGGAAUUAUACUCCUGGGACGGGGGUGGCCAUGGAUCGGCUCUUGGGGUCUACGGAGUGGGCUUGUAAGGAGACGUUGGAAGAGUUGGCGGUCAGGAUUGAUAAUCCGAGGGAGGAUUUGGAUCAUUGGAGUUAUGAGCGUGGGGUGAUGCUAGUAGGUAGGUUGUUUGAGAGGUUGCAGGGGCUGCCGAAGUUGAGGAAAGUUGAGUUUUUGUGGGGUGGGUUGUGGAAGGCGAUUCCGUUGGCGAAGGGACUUGAGGGGAUUCGUGCCGCCUCUUUGAGAGGGAGUAAGAUGACUCUUGCCGAUGUUGAAUGGAUGGGUCUUCACUGGGAAUAA